Medicago truncatula (barrel medic) is the source of this 859-nucleotide messenger RNA. Its product is annotated as NADPH:quinone oxidoreductase. Bases 77 to 652 code for a protein of 191 amino acids. NCBI's taxonomy places the organism in Eukaryota, Viridiplantae, Streptophyta, Magnoliopsida, Fabales, Fabaceae. Gene Ontology annotation, cellular component: cytosol. The record is from RefSeq and is a predicted model, not a curated record. The transcript is spliced from 3 exons. Gene Ontology annotation, molecular function: oxidoreductase activity; FMN binding.
UAUAUCACAUUCUUUUCAAUAACAAAACAAAUCAUUCAUUUACAAUCUACAACUUGCAACAUAUUGAUAACAAAUAAUGGCAAGGGUGAUUAAGAUUGUUGCUCUCUCUGGUUCUCUUCGAAAAGCUUCUUUUCAUACUGGCCUCAUUCGUUAUGCUAUUGAGCUAAGCAAAAGUGUUAUUGAUGGUAUCCAAAUCGAGUACAUUGAUCUUUCAAACUUGCCAAUGUUGAACACUGAUCUUGAGAAAGAAGGAACUUUUCCUGCUGAAGUUGAAGCAUUUCGUCAUAAGAUUCUUGAAGCUGAUAGUGUUCUCUUUGCUUCUCCUGAGUAUAAUUAUUCUGUCUCAGCCCCGCUAAAGAAUGCAAUUGAUUGGGCAUCAAGACCACCAAAUGUUUGGGCUGGAAAGCCUGCUGCCAUUGUGAGUGUUGGAGGAGCCUUUGGUGGAGGAAAAGCACAGCAUCAUCUCCGCCAAAUCGGGGUUUUCCUUGAUAUUCAUUUCAUCAAUAAACCUGAGUUCUACCUAGAUGUAUUUAAGCAUCCAGAUAAAUGUAACGAUGAUGGUGACUUGGUUGAUGAAGAGAUCAAGAAUAGAUUGAAGAAAGUUAUUGUGUCCUUGAAGGAAUUUACCCUUAAACUUCAAGGCAGAAAUUGAAGCAAAUUAUGGUUCCUUGUUGUAACAAGAUUUGGAUUUCAAUACAUUUGUUUAUGUGAGAAUUACAUUUGCAAAACAUAUUUCUUUUUAUUACGUGUGGAAUUUGUAUUUAAGCAUUGUUUCUUACAAUAAUUUUUUGGAACAUGCAAAAACCUUGUUUGAUGUAAGAGGGUUUCCUUAGUAAUUGCAUAGUAUUUUUAUUUUAGC